AUGUCUCUCGCAGUGCAGGAUACUGUUGGUGGUGCGGUUAUGGAAGGCCAUGCGCUCGAGGUGUUGACCGCAUCACGUGAGGCGGAGCUUCCAGCUCGCAGCCAAAGGGCGCCCCAGAGCUCCGUCAUCACCAUCAGCCAUCUCUUCGUUCUGCUUUCACGCAUUGCCCUGUCGGUUCACCGCUAA
Penicillium argentinense is the source of this 186-nucleotide messenger RNA. RefSeq lists its product as uncharacterized. The transcript has a single exon. The coding region runs from base 1 to 186 and encodes 61 amino acids. Lineage: Eukaryota; Fungi; Ascomycota; Eurotiomycetes; Eurotiales; Aspergillaceae. The record is from RefSeq and is a predicted model, not a curated record.